Messenger RNA from Striga hermonthica, 3003 nucleotides. NCBI's taxonomy places the organism in Eukaryota, Viridiplantae, Streptophyta, Magnoliopsida, Lamiales, Orobanchaceae. The record is from the annotation of a GenBank genome assembly.
AUGGCUGAUUUGCAGAGGCCUAGUCUUGUGGAAAGGGACAUUGACCAGGCCAUCACAGCCCUUAAGAAAGGGGCACACUUGCUGAAGUACGGUAGGAGAGGGAAGCCGAAGUUUUGUCCAUUUCGACUUUCCACGGACGAGACCACCUUGAUAUGGUACUAUGGGAAAGAUGAGAAACAGCUUGAGCUACGUCAUGUUUCGAGGAUAAUUCCUGGGCAGAGGACUUCGGUAUUUCAGAGGUACCCCCGGCCCCAGAAAGAAUACCAAUCAUUUUCUCUGAUUUACAAUGACAGAUCCUUGGAUUUGAUAUGCAAAGACAAGGACGAAGCCGAGGUCUGGUUUGCUGGUUUGAAAGCUCUAAUCGGACGUGGCAGCUGCAGAAGGCAAAGAAACGAGUCGAGAUGCGAAAAUGCCCUGCCCGAAAGCCCACGCGGUCGGAGGAUCACCCCAUCAAAUUCAAAUCAAACCUUUCCUCAAGAUCAAGAAACUACCCAGGCCCGGCUCGAGAAAUCUCCCCAGAGCCGACUUGGGAAAGCCUUUGCAGACGUGCUUUCUUACACCGCAGCCACCAAGACUCUUCAACUAGCCGAGCCAGCAAGCAAUUUGUUUCCCUCCUCUGUGAACCCCGAAAGACCAUCUGAGGUCUCGAAUGAGCGGACCUCUGGAGCCGACACGAUUCGGGUCAGCCUCUCCAGCGCUGUGAGCACGUCGAGCCAUGGCUCUUGCGUGGAGGACUUUGACAAUCUGGGCGACGUCUUCAUGUGGGGCGAGGGUCUAGGGAACGGAGUAUUAGGCGGUGGCCUAACGAGGCUCGACCCCUUGUGCAACCCGAAAAGUGAUGCCUUGCUGCCCAAGGCACUUGAGUCGAGCGUGGUCCUUGACGUGCAGCAUGUGGCGUGUGGGAGGAGGCAUGCCGUUGUGGUCACCAGGCAGGGGGAAGUGUUCAGCUGGGGGGAGGAGGACGGGGGCCGGCUCGGUCACGGGGUGGAAUCCGAUAUUCCAAACCCAAGGCCCAUCCAGGCCCUCGGUGGGAAGCCCGUCGAGGCCGUUGCAUGCGGCGAGCGCCACACCUGCGCCGUCUCGCUCUCCGGUGAUUUGUAUAUGUGGGGCAAUGGGGGCUCUACUGAUGGGCCUGUCCACUGGCUCCCAAAGCGGGUCGCAGGCCCGAUCGAUGGCCUGCAGGUCUCUUCCGUGGCGUGUGGGCCCUGGCACACAGCCGUGGUGACGUCAGCGGGCCGGCUGUUCACGUUCGGGGACGGGACGUUCGGCGCGCUGGGGCAUGGGGACCGCUGUGGGACCUGGGUCCCGCGUGAGGUCGAGGGUCUGAAGGGGCUGAGGACGGUGAGGGCAGCGUGCGGCGUGUGGCACACAGCAGCAGUCGUGGAGUUGAGGUCAGACUCUGGGCAGCUGCCGCCACCCGGGCGGGCCCUGUCCGGGAAGCUCUUCACGUGGGGGGACGGGGACAGAGGCCAGCUUGGCCACGGGGAUUUUGAGCCGAGGCUGGUUCCAGAGAUGGUGUCCUCGUUGGCCAGCGUGGAUUUCUGUCGGGUGGCGUGUGGGAAUAGCCUCACAGUGGUUCUGACCACAUCCGGUUGGGUCUACACGAUGGGGAGCACCGGUGGGUGUCAACGUGGGAAGCUCCCGAUCUGCAUGAGAGACACCAUAGCUGAGUCGUUCAUCGAGGAGAUUGCCUGCGGGUCCCACCACGUGGCCGUACUGACCUCGAAAUCGGAGGUCUACACUUGGGGCAGAGGCUCCAACGGGCAGCUGGGACACGGUGAUAUCGAGGACCGCAAUAUUCCCACACUCGUUGAGUCCCUCAAAGACAAGCAGGUGAGGAGCGUCGCGUGCGGUUCGAAUUUCACGGCUGUAAUAUGCCUCCACAAGUGGAUAUCAACGGCCGACAAUUCUAUCUGUUCGGGCUGCCACAGCCAGUUCAAUUUCAUACGCAAACGGCACAACUGCUACAACUGCGGUCUUGUCUUCUGCAAGGCAUGCAGCUCCCACAAGUCUUUCCGGGCCUCGCUGGCGCCAAGCACGAGCAAGCCUUACCGCGUUUGCGAUGACUGCUUCGCGAAGCUGGCACUGGCAGACACGUCCAGGGUGAGGAUGGGAGAGAAAGACGGGAAGGGGAGUGAUCUGAGGUUAUCGUCGGCUGAGUCGUUCAAGUCGGACCGGAAUAUGAGCUUGAGUGUGAAGUUCGAGUCGGGGGAGAACCGCGUGUUCCCGCUGAGCGGUCAGAGGACGAGCACGUCGUCCAAGUCACCGAGCAGCCCGUUCGGGUCGUCCCAGAAUUUCCUGUCGUUUGUUCUAUCCGACUGGAAGAUGAUCUACCGGUCACCGUCCCCGGUUCCUGGGAAGACCCUGCUGAGGUCAUCCACGCCUUUGCCACUCACGUCUGAGGCAAAUGGGGAGGAGGUGAGGGAUGGCAGUGAGGGGCUGAGCUUUGAGGUCAGGAGUUUGAGGGCACAGAUCGAGUGCCUAACGAGCAAAUCCCAGCUUCUCGAAAUUGAACUCGAAACGAAAAGACAACAACUGAAGGAUAUGACGGCACGGGCAGCGGAUGAAGCUGAAAAGGCCAAAGCUGCUAAAGAAGUGAUCAAGUCUCUGACUGGCCAGUUAAAAGAGAUGUCCGAAAAAGCGCCAGACGACCAAGUUGCCUGCAGCCAUUUGGAAGCUGUCGAGCAAAUGAUAAGCGAACCGAACUAUCCAUCCCAAGGAAGUAGUGUGACUAGUGUAACCUCUCCAAAGUGCGAAUCAAGUGACGCGGCAAAUGAGCCACCGAAUGAAAAUGGUAUUAAGGCCCAAGCGCAAAAAACAAAGCGGAUUGUGCAGGACGAGCCUGGUGUGUACAUAACACUUGUCACCCUGCCCAAUGGUGCAAAUGAACUCAGACGAGUUCGUUUCAGUAGGAAACGUUUCACGGAAGAAGAGGCGGAGAAGUGGUGGGCUGAGAACGGGACGAGAGUAUGCGAACAACACAACAUCACAACUGUAGAGUAG